Molecule: messenger RNA, 1469 nt
Organism: Drosophila gunungcola (fruit fly)
Lineage: Eukaryota; Metazoa; Arthropoda; Insecta; Diptera; Drosophilidae
Gene: Gr10b
Product: putative gustatory receptor 10b
Exons: 3
Coding region: 189-1304 (371 amino acids)
Biological process (GO): sensory perception of taste
Cellular component (GO): membrane
Source: RefSeq, a predicted model, not a curated record
AACAAGCCGUAUUGAUUUUCUCUAAUUUAACGUUUAUUUUAACAAAAGAUAUUGCCCUAAUGGCAGUGAAACGAGGCGUGUCCUCUGAAGAUAGCAAUUCAACGGUCUGCUAUUUGGUCAGAUAAGCGUUGAAUGGUCUAGUGUAUUCCGAUGCACUCCUUUGGGGCGAUAUUCAGUUGCUGGCCACAAUGCGAGUCCGCAGGUUGUGCCGGAUGGCCCUGCGCUCCUGGAUGGGAUUGGUCCUCAUCCUGGGACUGUCCUGCCACUAUUUUAGUCCCACGCGUGGGCGCCUGGUCCACUCGCGACUUCUGCAGAUCUACAACUGGCUGACAAUGGUCGCCAACAUUGUACUGUAUUUCCCCUACUAUUUUUACGCUCUGGUUUAUUUUGCGGAGGGCACAUUUAGGCGGCAGUCAUUCGUGAUUAUGGUCUGCCAUGGCAACGUAAAACUUCAACUCGUGGCGCUGUCGAUCCAAACAUUAUGGAGACUUCUAUGCGAGCGACAGGUGUGCCAGGUGUACAACGAAUUGUCAGCGAUUACUGAGUUGGAGCUGAAGUGCGAGGAGCACAGUCGCUUCUACCACGUGGUGUUUCUGGCCAAGAUGCACAAUUUUCUGCACAACUUUAACUUCGGUCUGAGUGUGCUGCUCGUUUCGGGCAUGCGAACGUUCGGAAUGUCUGACGUUCUGUCCAUCGUGUACUUCAUCUACAACUGUCUGGCCAGAAACGCCGUCCAGGUCACCUAUGUCCUCCUGCUCCUUGAGCUGAGUGAGGCACUGCGUCUGAAUGGCCAACAGCAGCCGGAAUCCUAUGGCCAACUCAAGGAGCAGUUGCGACGGGAAGAGCGUCUGAUGGAACUUGUGCGCCGAGUGCAUCGAUUUUUCGCCUGGAUGGUGGCGGUCACUUUGUUCUACGAGCUGUACUUCAACACGGCCACCAUUUACCUGGGCUAUUCCUUCGUCAUUCAGCGCAACGAUGCCUUGGGCCUGCACUUGCACGCAUUGAAGAUCCUGCUGACAGUCCUCUGCUUUGUGGUCAAGCUAUCGGACGUCCUGCUCCUCCAGAUCGUCUGCGAACACCUGCUCGGGCAGCAAAACCAUCUGUGCGCCACUCCAAAGGUCCAAGCCAAGGCAGCUCAGAGACAGUGGGAAAUGUCUGUUUUCAGACGAGCCAUUAGACGAGCUUCGCCGGAGAACAAAGUGCUGGGUAUGUUUAGCAUGGAUAUGCGGUGUGCCUUCGCCCUGAUUAGCUGCAGUUUGUCCUAUGGCAUCAUCAUCAUUCAAAUUGGAUACGUUCGUGGUUGAAGUUGUCUCCAAUUUUCCCGCCCUUCAAAAAGGAAAAGAAAAAAAAACCGGCGAAGUAAUCAUGCACUCAAUCGGCACUUCGCUUCAAUUAUGUUAAUUACUUGGAUAAUCUGUGGCGAAACGAAAACAAGACACGGAGUUUAUGAACCCAUAGUAGUGAUGGCC